AUGGCUCGCUCAUCGAGGAGCUCAAUGGCCUUGGGCCUGGGCCUCCUUUGUUGGAUCGCCCUCCUAUUUUCCCCUCUCGCCAUGGUUGGAACCGCCAUGGCCGCCUCUGAGGAGACCGAGAACCUCGGAACUGUCAUUGGUAUUGAUCUGGGUACUACCUACAGCUGUGUCGGUGUGAUGCAGAAGGGCAAGGUCGAAAUUCUGGUCAACGAUCAAGGAAACCGAAUCACUCCCUCUUACGUCGCCUUCACCGAUGAGGAGCGCCUUGUCGGUGACGCCGCCAAGAACCAGGCCGCCUCUAACCCCUUCAACACCAUUUUCGAUGUCAAGCGUAUGAUUGGUCGCAAAUUCAACGACAAGGAUGUUCAGGCCGAUAUCAAGCACUUCCCCUACAAGGUCAUCAACAAGGACACCAAGCCCGUUAUCGAGGUCACCGUUGAGGGCAAGGCCAAGCAGUUCACCCCCGAGGAAAUCUCUGCCAUGAUUCUUGGCAAGAUGAAGGAUGUCGCCGAGGCUUACGUCGGAAAGAAGAUCACCAACGCCGUCGUUACCGUCCCCGCCUACUUCAAUGACAACCAGCGACAGGCCACCAAGGAUGCCGGUAUCAUUGCCGGUCUUAACGUCCUCCGUAUCGUCAACGAGCCCACCGCCGCCGCCAUCGCCUAUGGUCUGGACAAGACCGACGGUGAGCGCCAGAUCAUUGUCUACGAUCUUGGUGGUGGUACCUUCGAUGUCUCUCUUCUGUCCAUUGACAAGGGCAUCUUUGAGGUUCUCUCCACUGCCGGUGACACCCAUCUCGGUGGUGAGGAUUUCGACCAGCGCAUCAUCAACCACCUGGCCAAGGCCUACAACAAGAAGAACAGCGUUGACGUUACCAAGGACGCCAAGUCCAUGGGUAAGCUCAAGCGCGAGGCUGAGAAGGCCAAGCGAACUCUGUCUUCUCAGAUGAGCACCCGCAUUGAGAUCGAGGCUUUCUUCGAGGGCAACGACUUCUCUGAGACUCUCACCCGCGCCAAGUUCGAGGAGCUCAACAUGGACCUCUUCAAGAAGACCCUGAAGCCUGUCGAGCAGGUUCUCAAGGACGCCGAUGUCAAGAAGUCCGAGGUUGACGACAUCGUCCUCGUCGGUGGUUCCACCCGUAUCCCCAAGGUCCAGAGCCUCAUUGAGAGCUUCUUCAACGGCAAGAAGGCUUCCAAGGGCAUCAACCCCGAUGAGGCUGUCGCUUUCGGUGCUGCCGUCCAGGCUGGUGUUCUUGCCGGUGAGGAGGGUACCGAGGAGGUUCUCCUUAUGGAUGUCAACCCUCUCACCCUCGGUAUCGAGACCACCGGUGGAGUUAUGACCAAGCUUAUCGGCCGUAACACCCAGAUCCCUACCCGCAAGAGCCAGAUCUUCUCUACCGCCGCUGACAACCAGCCCGUGGUCCUGAUCCAGGUCUUCGAGGGUGAGCGAUCUCUGACUAAGGACAACAACAUCCUCGGCAAGUUUGAGCUUACCGGUAUUCCCCCUGCCCCCCGUGGUGUUCCCCAGAUCGAGGUCACCUUCGGCCUUGACGCCAACGGUAUCCUCAAGGUUUCCGCCCAUGACAAGGGAACUGGCAAGGAGGAGUCCAUCACCAUCACCAACGACAAGGGCCGUCUUACUCCUGAGGAGAUUGAGCGCAUGGUUGCCGAGGCUGAGAAGUACGCCGAGGAAGACAAGGCCACCCGUGAGCGCAUUGAGUCUCGCAACGGUCUUGAGAACUACGCUUUCAGCCUGAAGAACCAGGUCAACGACGCUGAGGGUCUCGGUGGCAAGAUCACUGACGAGGAGAAGGAGACUAUCCUCGACGCUAUCAAGGAGACCAACGAGUGGCUUGAGGAGAACAGUGCCAACGCCAACUCUGAGGACUUUGAGGAGCAGAAGGAGAAGCUUUCCAACGUCGCUUACCCCAUCACCUCCAAGAUGUACCAGGGCGCCGGUGGCUCUGGUGAGGGCGAGGGCUCUUUCCACGAUGAGCUGUAA
Messenger RNA from Clonostachys solani, 2001 nucleotides. The record is from the annotation of a GenBank genome assembly. NCBI's taxonomy places the organism in Eukaryota, Fungi, Ascomycota, Sordariomycetes, Hypocreales, Bionectriaceae.